Messenger RNA from Prorocentrum cordatum, 402 nucleotides. NCBI's taxonomy places the organism in Eukaryota, Dinophyceae, Prorocentrales, Prorocentraceae. The record is from the annotation of a GenBank genome assembly.
AUGGCCCCCGUCCGCGCCGUCCUGGCCGUGGCCGCCCUCGCAGCUGCAGGAGGUGUGCAGAUCUCGGGGGCCGGGUCGGCGGCCGAGCGCGCCGGCCCGGGGCCGCAGCGCGGGCAGGCCGCGGUGCCCGGGUGGCUGCCGCGCGACACGGAGGUUGCUGGCGAGAAGAGAGGCACCCUGGCCGAAGCCGGUCCGCCAGACACCGUGGUGAUCAACGCUACGGAGGGCUCGGUGGCGUUGCCGGCAUGGUACGGGCGAAUGGGCAACAACAUCCUGCAGCUGGUGAACGCGAUACUGUUCUGUCAGGCGGAGGGGCUCACGACGCUGCGCCUGCCUGCGGCCAGCAACGGGACGCGGCCUCACUCGUCAUCCAGGGCGGCGGACAUGUUCGACCUCCCCAGG